Messenger RNA from Kuraishia capsulata CBS 1993, 1386 nucleotides. RefSeq lists its product as uncharacterized. The transcript has a single exon. Gene Ontology annotation, cellular component: cytosol. The record is from RefSeq and is a predicted model, not a curated record. Lineage: Eukaryota; Fungi; Ascomycota; Pichiomycetes; Pichiales; Pichiaceae. Gene Ontology annotation, molecular function: pyridoxal phosphate binding; transaminase activity. The coding region runs from base 1 to 1386 and encodes 461 amino acids.
AUGACCGUUGACGCACCAGCUAAAUACGUCUUCCAGGCAAAGGUUGGCGAGGCCUACCCAAAAGCUGUUGCGAGUAAAGGCAACUACAUCACUGUUGAGGAUCCGGCCACCAAGGAGACAAAAGUUUUGCUCGAUGCCAUGACUGGUGCUGCAGUGGGUGCCCUUGGACACGGUGAUGCAGAGAUUGUCGAGGAGAUGAAGAAAGCUGCAGCCAACUCCACCUAUACUUACGGUGCUUAUUAUUCCAACUAUGCGGCCGAGGAACUCGCCAAGUUUAUUGUGGACCAUUCUCCUUCGGGUGCAUUUGCAGCUGCAUUGUUCACCGGAUCUGGAUCUGAGGCUAAUGAGAAUGCAAUGAAGAUCUGCUACCAGUACCACCUGGAGAAAAACGAGCCUCAAAGAGUCAAGUUUAUUGGAAGAAAGCAGGCCUACCACGGUUAUACCAUUGGAUCGCUUUCAUUGGGACAUGGACCUCGUAGAACAAUUUUUCAAGAAAUUUUGUGCAAGGACGAGAACUUUCCAAAGGUGUCCCAGUGCUACCCAUACAGAAACAUGAAGGAAGGCGAGACCGUUGCCGAAUACUCAGCCAGAUUGGUGCAGGAAUUAGACGACACUUUUGUUGCUAAUGGUCCCGAGACUGUUGGAGGUGUGAUCAUGGAGACAGUUGGUGGAUCUACCUUUGGAACCAGUCCACCUGUUCCAGGCUACCUUGACGGAGUCAAGAAGGUGUGCGAGAAGUACGGUGCCUUGCUCAUCAUUGACGAAGUGAUGUGUGGUAUGGGUCGUUGUGGAACUUUGCACGCUUGGGAACAGUUCAUGGACAAUUCUAACGGACCAGACCUGCAGUCUAUUGGUAAGACCCUAGGAUCUGGGUUCGUGACCUUGGCCGGUUUGUUGAUUUCGCCAAAGGUUAAGAAGGUUUACGAUGAAGGCUCUGGUUUUAUUGCUGGAGCUCAGACAUACCAUUGUCACGACUUUAACUGUAAGGUUGGCCUUGCUGUGCAAAAAAAGGUUGCUCGUGAUAACCUGGUUGCCAAUGUCAAGGAGACAGGUACCUACAUGGCCGAUGGUUUCAAGAAGGCUCUUGCCGAGUCCAAGAUUGUCGGUGACAUUAGAGGUGUGGGCACUUUCUGGUCCAUCGAGUUUGUCAAGGACAAAGCGACCAAAGAGCCUUUUGAUCCCAAGCUGGAUGUUGGACAUAUGAUCCAGGAUCUGUGCACUAAGAAUGGAAUUACCUCCAUGGGAAUGCAGGGCACCAUCGAUGGAAAGAAUGGUGACCAUAUCACGGUUGCUCCAGCAUUCAUCUUUACCAAGGAAGAUGCCGAUAUCAUUAUUAAGGCCAUGGUUGAUGCCGUGACUGAGGCCGAAUCAAUCCUGCUGGCAUGA